AUGUUUAGCAAUAUAUCACGUUCCAGUAUAACCGCUGUUUUAAUGAGCCUAUUCCCCGUCUACAUAAGUGCUUACAUAGGAUCUGAAGGUAAGAUACGCACACCCCCCUCGAAGCGUUCCGGAGACGAGAAGCUGCGCCGCACGGGACUGGCCACCAUCGCCCCGCAGAAGGGCGGGAGUAGCGACAGUGACGAUGAGAUGGAGAUUUGCACACCACGCUCUCCCCAGACUCUGCUGCGGCAUCUCACCAAGAGAAGUCAUUCCGACCCAGAGGUGACGCCCCUGUCCCCGCCUCCCUCGCUCUACACGGAGGAGGAGGAAGAGGAGGGUCCCCUUGCCAGGAAGAAGCUCGUGGCGGAGCAGGAGCCGGUCCUCCCGUCCACGCCAGAGUCGGGCUCCUCCAACUCCUCGUCCGCCAACCCCUUCCGGGCCAUGAGCGAGAAGACCAGCCUCGGGAGCAAGGGGGAUGACGACGCCGACGAAGGGACACCGCGCGAGGACGACGCCGGGGCAGGGACGGCGGGCGCAGCGGAGGACGAGGUCGACUCCCAGCAAGAAGAAGGGUGCGGGCAGUGCUCGGGUGGAGUUUUCCCCUCACUCCCUGAUAACUACCUUCGGUCUAUAGGCCUAUCGAGGGACGACCAUUCGCCCGCCGAGAAUCUCUCCCCACAGGAAAUCGAAGGGAAGUUCAAGCAGCUGUCCCUGGCCUUCAACACCGACCGCCUCACCCUGCGUCAGCGCCUGGACGUGCAGCAGCGGCAGAGGGACACCGCCGAGAACAACUUCGAGUCGGAAAUCAACUUGCUUCGUAGUGCGGUGCUGGCUCUGCACGCGGACUGCCUCGACUCGGAGCUGGUGGACAACGUCACGCAGGUCCGUCGCCAGCUGGACGUCCUCAUAACCACGUCAACCAGACUAGUCUCUGCCUCUGAGGUAUGGGGCGCAGUCCAGCAGGAAUGGCGAGUGUCGAGGGCUCUUGAGGUGCUGCUGCUUCACGUGGAGAACGUCAAGAGGCUGUACGAGCGGGACCACCAAGAGCUCGAGGAGAUGCGCAAACUACUUGCUGAAUAUCAAAUAGACAUGCCUAAUUCUUCUGGUGCCAAUUCCAAUACUCAGUCCAAUUCUGACAAUCCUAUCCCUGGAGUACGUUUGCGGACAUUCAGCUUUGCAUAUGGGGCAAAACAGCAAUCACAAGAAAAUCGCCGCAUCAGCCUUGCAUCAGGUACAACCCUUAGUGCAUUCAGAGGAACCAAAGCUUCAAUGAGAAGGUCAUCUCUAUUGGCAGAUAUACGCCCAUUCCAAGAGAGCAAAACCUCCAUAGCUGCUGUUGCUGCUGCUGCUGCUGCUGCAUCAAGUAGAGCCAGCAUAUCUGGUGCAAGUAAAGAUAAAGCAGAAAAAAAUGGCCAGGCUUCAAAUGGAGUGUUUAGCAUAACUGAGGAAGGCAGUGAAAGUGGUGGAGAAGGAAGUGACACCCCCCCAUUAAGUUCCUCAGGAGGAACACCAACAGCUUUAGCAAUAAGCAGAACCUUGGCUCAGCUUCAUCCUGAUCUGUAUAGUGCUGUGCCCCAAACAGAAGAGGCUACUCGCAGGUUAAGUGAAGAUGAUAGUUCGGGCUCCAUAACCCAGUCUAUGGCAGCUGACUCAACUGUAGCAACUACUCCGGCUCCAAAUCCUGAAACAGGGCCACAGCAUUGGCUGAUGGUUGGGCUGGAAGACGUGAUAGGCUGGAUUCGUGGAGGGAGAUGGCCUUACUCCUCACAACAGACUGUAUUAGGUGCUCGUUAUGCAUUUACAUCUCUUUUAUUAUUAUUAGCCGCCUUUUUCCUACUGUUGACCAUAUCUUCGAGUGAUCAGCAGGUCCCCCAGCCAUAUCACCCAGGCUGGACUUCUAUCACUCAUGUACUGCAUCCAUUUGUCACUCUGAGAUAUGUUGGGACCCCUCCAACAUGAUGUGUGAAAGGUUAAGUACAUAUUAUUUCAACAUAGUGUAAAUAGAACAAAAAUUAUUUUACUUUAACUGUCCUGAUUCUAAUCUCAGAAUAGCUUAUGUGUCCAAAGUAUAUUUCUAGAGUCUUAGGUCAAUAUUUUUUUCUUUGCCUCAAGAAUAUUCUGACAUUUCUUGUGAUUUGAACAGUGUGACUGACAACAAAAUCACAUUUAUAGCAUAUACAUUUCUUGUUUUAUCAGUUUGUUACUUAUUAUGAAAGAACACCAUUAAAAGUGCUAUAAUUUGGAUUUUGUGCGUGAAUCAUUUGGUGAUAGAUUCAACUUCCUGUUCAUAUGUCAGAUUCUGUGGUAUUGGAUUGGUAAUGUAGACAAAGAAAUACUAAAUACUUGAUUUUUUUUUCAUGAUUAGUUUUUUCCAAUUGGAAAUAUGCUAUCAGUAACAUUGAUUAUUGCUACAGAUAUGCAUAGUUUAAUGCUACUGAUAUGUUUCUCUAUGUCAUAUAGAUAAUCUAUAUGCUUAUUUUAGUUCAUAUCAGACUCAAGGAAUAUUUUAUUAGUGCCAUUUAUUUACCUAUGGACCAGUGUGUCUUUCCGGCCUAGUGACUAAAUAUACAAUUUCUUUAGUAAUAUGUUUAUAUGUUAGAGACUUUGUAAAGGAGAGGUAUUUCAAAAUAUACAAGUAUUUAUUUUUACAAGGUUUAUAUCCAUAUUACAAAAGAAAGAAUGUAUUUUAUUUACUGUGAUAAAUAGGAAUGAAGUCAUUUCAAUAAAAGUAUCAUAAAUGUAU
Messenger RNA from Penaeus indicus, 2734 nucleotides. RefSeq names its product inositol 1,4,5-triphosphate receptor associated 1-like. The transcript is spliced from 14 exons. The record is from RefSeq and is a predicted model, not a curated record. Lineage: Eukaryota; Metazoa; Arthropoda; Malacostraca; Decapoda; Penaeidae. The coding region runs from base 1 to 1950 and encodes 649 amino acids.